UCACCGUGGCGACGUUUGUACGCUUCACGAUCGGAUAUCGGUGUCAUGGAAAGUUAGUUGGGACAGUUGUAACUAGUGACUUAUUAAUGAACAAAAAUAUAUUCAAUACUGAUUAGGUAUUUUAGAUAUAAACGACAAUCAUGGCAAGCCGCAGUUAUCCGGCAAAUACUCAAAUCCAAAAGUUUCUCGAGGAAUCAUACCUGAAAGAACAAGGACAACGUUUAACAUGGUAUGCGAAACAGCAAGGGCGCAGGGAAGGUGGAAAGUCAAAACAGUUUGAAGUGUUCAGGAGGAAAAUCGAAAAUGAAUCUAAACCAGAGGGUUUAAUGGCCAGGGUUCCAAAAGGUGUAAAGGAGCCUAGAUAUAAUAAGAAAAUCACACGUACGGACGAUACUCUCUGUGAUAAAUCUGACGGUAUUAACUUACUUAGCGCCGAAAUGCGGCCAGUACCAGCAUCCGUCACUGAAAAAUUAUAUGAUGGAUUUACGAAGGAGGGUAAAGGAAGAUACCAGUAUUUACGUAAGAGAAACGAGAUGAAUCCCGAGGAUAAGUUCGAGUUUCCAUUGUUGAAUUCGUGGGAGUACGGAUGGAGGUUGAGCGAUGUGAUUAAAAAAGAAGAAAUUAAAAAGCCUGCAAAUGGACGGACAAGGAUCGUAGCUGACACAUUUUAUACCAGGACUGGAAUACCAACAUAAUUCUUUAAACUUAAUGAAAGACAUUUGUUAUUGAAGAAAUCAUGAAUAUUAUUUAAAAUUUGAGAGAAAUCUUUAACUUUUUUACCAACAAAAAUAAGUGAUGAAUUUUCCGGAAGGAUAUUUUUUUGUUCAUUUAUUCAACAACUAUAAGAAGUGUUUUAUCAAUUGCUUUAUUAACUGACAUGAAUAUAAUAGCCAAACUAUUAUAGAUCUUUAUUUAAUUGAUUGUUAUAACUUACAAAAUAAAUUAGGAAAAUUAAAUGCAUUUUGAACUACAUGUAGAUCUAUUGUUUUGCUGAUUAUAUGUUCAUAUAGAUCUGAAUCUCUCCUUUCAUAUAAGAGUUUUUGAAAACAUGAUUUGUUACGGUAGAAAGUUAUUCAGAUGUCUCUGAAUAAUUGAAAUAGUAUUUCAAAAUAAUAAUUUGAAACUUUUUUUUAAAAAGGGAGAUCUCUAUACUAUGUUUGUAAUAAUGUGAAAGGUGAUAUAUGCUCACAAAUUAUUUAUGUGCUUUAUUUUCUUUAAGCUCAAAUAUUUUCAUGUAUCACAUUUAGUUUAUUCUAGUUAUUGUUUGUUUAUUGUCAAAUAAGAGGUUGUCCUUUUAAUGAAAUAAGGAACCUCAGCUCUUAUCCAAACUCCGUCCAAAACAUAUGUUAAUAUGAAUAACAUUUUAACAUGAGUGUGUAAAUAUUAUCAUUGUUCAUUGAUUUAUUAUAUAGAAUUCAUGUUCAUGUUUUUACUCUUUACCUUUAUCAUAUAUAUUUUAAUUUUAUUGAUGCAACAUUGUUCUUUAAUGUAUUGAAAGAUUAAAAUAUUGUUUUGUAUA
Molecule: messenger RNA, 1519 nt
Organism: Ruditapes philippinarum (Manila clam)
Lineage: Eukaryota; Metazoa; Mollusca; Bivalvia; Venerida; Veneridae
Product: protein SPMIP1-like
Exons: 1
Coding region: 141-695 (184 amino acids)
Source: RefSeq, a predicted model, not a curated record